AGGCGCGAUCUUGGCACCAAGCGAGACCGACCAGCGCGAUUGAACACGGGGCGGUGGCAUCCGCAAUGGGCUACACGACGCGCUCCAACGGCUCCUCUACCCUUGCGGCCUGGGCUGUCCUGGCAGGGCUGCUGUUCGCCUGGCUCUCCUGCCGGCUCGGCGAGUUCCGCGACGUGGUUCCGCGGCAGGGGCCGAAGGAGGCUGCGCCGGCGGGCGCGCGCCUGACGCCGGAGGAGCUCGGUUACACCGACGACGUCCUGGACUCCGACCUGCUCAGGCCCAUGCCCCUCUUCGAGCAGAGCGCGGCAGCCCAGGGUCUUCGCUUCCAGUUCAUGGCGUGGGGCUUCAACCACGCUGGGGCGUUGGCGAUCGACCUGCACAACGCCAACAGCGAGGGCACCGUCGUGGUUGACCUGCCGGCCGGGAUGGUGCUGGCCCCGGCCGAGAACCGCGACCUCCAGAACUUGGUGCUUCGGGAGGCCGUGCACGUCCAGCUGCAGCCGGGCGAGACUAGGCGUCUGGAACAGUGGGCAUUCUGCGGCAACCAGUUCCACCUGCCCCCGCUGGCGUCGGAGAUGAAGCCGACGGGCUGGGUCAUGGACGCGCCGCCUUCUCAGGGUGGCGUCUGGAGGGCCACCCUCCCGUACGAGACCGCCGUCUCCGCCGUGGAGGGCCACUGGAUGGCCGCCAAACUCGUCGCGGCGGUUGCCGCGUGAGGCGGAACCUGCCAGAGGCCCCUCUCCCUGAGGGCUCGACUAGUGUGGGCCAGGCCAGAUACAUGCGGGCUGCUGAAGCAAGUGAUGCCAGAGAAGGAACGGCGCCCCUUUUUAGCACCAAGAGACCCUGG
This is a messenger RNA of Prorocentrum cordatum, 847 nucleotides long. The record is from the annotation of a GenBank genome assembly. Lineage: Eukaryota; Dinophyceae; Prorocentrales; Prorocentraceae.